UGGCGGCGCCCAUGGUGACAUCUACGGUCUCUCUUCGCACUGGUGAAAAGCACAGCUUCAGCAAUCAAAUUGAACUCACAAAUGGUCAGAUUACGAACGAGAAAUUGAGAGAAUCAGUGCAGGGAAUCCAGAAGGAGUUAAAUGAUUUUCUUACCUCACAAGUUGAUAUUGCAAAAGGCUCAGCAGUCAACCGAAAAACCAACGCUGGAGAUGCAUCGCAGGAUGACGAUUUAGAUGAAAGUGACGAUGACGGUGAUGACCUUAAUGAUGAAGAUCAAGAACCUUCCGCUAAAGAGCAACCAACUGAAGAACCACCUGACAAGAAACCUAAAAAGUAGACCUUCCAUGAAGAUUUUUGUAAAAGCAUCAUGUUCUCUAGCCCUGUUAUGGUAGGACGUCAGUCAGUGCCUGCAACGGAGGAGUCCAACCUGGGCUACAGGUUCUCUAUUGUACAAGGCAUAAUGAGAGCUGCACAGUGGGACGGAAAGCAUUUUGCAGAAGGUAUGAAGUUGGCCCAGAAGCUGCUGAGUAAUGCGGAAAACAACUGUGGAAGAGCACUGGGAAUAUAUUUUCAUUAAUGAGUGAAUGAACUUCAGCAGAUGUACAUGUACUACCAUGGAGCAUCUCCAUCAUUGUGGUCCAUAUUAAGAAGUUGAUGAACCAUUAAUGUACAGAUGACCUUCCAGCUGUGUACCAACUGGUGCUUUGGGUAUAAAUAAUGUUAUUUAGGUUGCCUUCUAAACCGAUUAUAAUGUGUUAUAUUUUAGAUAUGUGUGCCCUCUCUUGUACUCUGUUAUUUUCCCAGUCGUGUGAAAAUAAAUCUGUAGCGUAUCACUCGGGCUAUAUGCAAAUGUUUUCGGUCUUUUUUAAGGUCCUGGGGGGGGGGGGGGGGUAUACAGUAUACAGUGCAAGGGUAAAAAAGCAAAUAUUGGUCCUACGUUUAAAAUUGUACUAGUUCUAGUGAGACGUCAGAGUAACAUGUGCCCCAGUUGGAACUAAUGGGGUACGUGUGGCCCCUUCGUCUCAUGGUUGAACAUUUCCACAUAAUUAAACUGAUUAAAUCAAGUAAAAUGGAGCUGGUAGAUUUAGUUUACUAUGGAGUACAAUAAUGUCUGCAGUUAAACAUCAAUAACAAAUUAUACCAAAACAAAUAAAUCAAAGAAUAACUACUAAAAAAGUAAAAACCAUUGUGCAAAUAAGUUUUUACUUUCACGAGGUGACUGUUUAAUAGCAAAAUAUUAAUAUUGCCACAGUAUUCUUGUAGCAAGUGUUUUUUUCAGUCCGCGUUUUUUGCUAAAGUCAAUAAGUCCCGUUUGUAUGAUUUGGCCUAUAGUUGACACACCUGCUCCGAGCAAGUGCCAUACUUGUACAGGAUUAUGUCAACAUUUAACGACAUAUAUAAUUACAUUUUUACUUAGACGCUUUAUAUUUCUGGGGUGUUAAGUUGAUUCUCUUGGUAUCUAUGUGACAACACCGACACGGUGUUAAUUUCACCAACGGUAAUGGGGAUGAUACAUAGAUACAAUAAAGAAUUACACAACUGUUUUUGCAGUGCAUGUUUACACAGCUUUAAUACUUAUGUACCCCAUUUUUUAAAUGUCAAACCCCAACAACUGGGAAAAUGGCCGCUCAGGGCUAUAAUAAAAAAUAAAGUAAAGGA
Asterias rubens (European starfish) is the source of this 1660-nucleotide messenger RNA. Its product is annotated as nucleolin-like. The record is from RefSeq and is a predicted model, not a curated record. Lineage: Eukaryota; Metazoa; Echinodermata; Asteroidea; Forcipulatida; Asteriidae. The transcript has 2 exons. The coding region runs from base 12 to 338 and encodes 108 amino acids.